AUGUUAGGGCCGGACUUACUGGAGGGCAAGGUUGGGCUGGUCACGGGUGCAGGAACACCGUAUGGAAUCGGCCGGGAAUGUGUCAAAAAAUUUGCAGCGGCCGGGGCCAAGGCCAUUUACGCCUGUGAUCUGAAUACAAGCAGUAUCUCGUCACUCCAGGAAGAGUGCAAGAGAGCUGGAUAUGCGACCAUAAUCGAAGGACGUCUUCUCGAUGUAUCCAACGAGGAGCAGACGGUCGCAAUCGUUAGGGAGAUUACAAAGAUUCAUGGUCGAUUCGACUUCUGCAUUGCGAAUGCUGGUUUCGCCAACUACAGAAAUCUCAACGAUACUGAGAUGGUCCAUUACGAUCGACAGGUCAAUGUCAUGACGCGCGGAGUAUUCCUAGCCAUCAAAUAUGGAAGCCAGGCCAUGAUGGUCACGUCCGACCUGAAGCCUCAGCCUGGUGGCACCUUCGUGGUCACUGGGUCGUGCGCAGGCUUCUCUGGGGCCUAUUCAGACCUUCCGUACGCGGUGGCAAAGACCGCCUUGCAUGGCAUGGUUUCCAGCGGUUCUGCCCACCUUUCGUCCAGCAACAUCCGGGUAAAUGGGGUUGCGCCUGGCUUCACAAAGAGUAGCAUCUUGACCGUCUCAAAGGAUGCCGAAAAUGGCGAAUACAAGAACGACCUGGACGAAGAUCAAUUGAAGGAGAAUCACAUGUGGUUCUUCGAACGCGCCGGAUUGCUCAAGUCGCCGGAGUACUUUUACAACCGCCUGCAGGAUCCGUCGGAAAUUGCAAGCGUCCAGUUGUUUUUGGCUUCUGAUUUAUCUUCGUGUAUCAAUGGCCAGAUGAUUUUGGCCGACAGCGGCAAGACUGCAGCAGCUACCGGAGACGCUUGCACGGGGCCCAUUCCUCCAAUUAAGCCGCUUGAUCUCUCGUGA
This is a messenger RNA of Cladophialophora psammophila CBS 110553, 918 nucleotides long. RefSeq lists its product as uncharacterized. Bases 1 to 918 code for a protein of 305 amino acids. NCBI's taxonomy places the organism in Eukaryota, Fungi, Ascomycota, Eurotiomycetes, Chaetothyriales, Herpotrichiellaceae. The record is from RefSeq and is a predicted model, not a curated record. The transcript is spliced from 3 exons. Gene Ontology annotation, molecular function: oxidoreductase activity.